UACGAUAAUAUGUGUCAUCCAUGUCAGUGAGACAGACCACCCGAUCCCGUUAGUCGUGUCAUACGACAAGCUUGGUUACUGAAGACCACGGGUACUGUACCAAAGAAUGCAUUAAGGAUAUUGUAUUGGGGAGAAUUGAUCCGACAUUUAUGAAUGGUAAUACGCAUGGGGCUUUGAGGAGUUGGAGAAGUUGAAAAUGUUACAUUUUGUGGAGGAUUCCUCAAUGCUAUAAAUCCAGAGCAUGAGGAACAAAGCCAAUAUAUCAGAGGUCAUUAUAUAUCUAAUGAUGAAACAUUGGAAAUUGCAUCUGGAAACACGAUUAAUGAAAAAGAGAUGUUUAUAAAAGAGGUAUUUAGUGUAUUAUAGUGAGCAAAAUAACCUAGACAGAGGUGGAACGCGACAAUCUUCGGGUAUAAUCUGAAGUGACCAGAGAGUUAUCACGAAGUCAGUAACACAGACACUCUGUGUUGUAGAAACCGACUAAGACGCUGGUAUGUCCCUAACGAGGACGCUGAUAUCAAUACCAUCACAGGGUAAUGUGAGGGCAGCGUCAUUGGACUAUAAACUUCCUAGCCACCAUUAGGGGUACAUCAUCAUGGAUGGUGUUCUUGUGUUGCUGGUGGUCAUCGCCCCCGUGCUCACGUCGACAGACCUCGAUAGUUGUGUCACGCGGAGGGAGUAUGCACACCUGCAGCAGAGGGUUUACGCCAUCGAGAACAUGCAGCUUAAUACAGGUGAAGCAGGUGGAGUGUCUUUCGCUGCCACACUGACAACAUCCGUUCAGCUGAAGGAAAACGCCACCAUCGUCUUCGACAACGUCCUACUCAACACCGCCGAGGCCUACAACUCCUCCAACGGCGUCUUCACGGCCCUCUUCUACGGCAUCCACUUCUUUAGCGCAACAAUCAGAGCCGAUAAUAACACUGCUCUCACGACGGGCAUUGUAAAAAUACGAGGGUUGUAGCCCGAAUUGCGUCCAAAUCCCCUCACGGUGAUGGGCAGGGGUCAGCAAGCAUCACCCUCAAUCUCUACCCCGGGGACCAAGUGUGGGUGCAGGCGGAUCAGGAUGGAUCAGGGUAUCUCAGGGCCCAAUCGGGGUGGAAUAUCUUUACCGGGUUUCAACUAAACUCAUAUAACGGGCGCCGUCAUGGGGUGGAACUUCAAACGGCGGAACCUAAAGACUUUUCCGUUCAAUAAUAAAGUGGUGUUAAAUAUAA
This is a messenger RNA of Haliotis rubra (blacklip abalone), 1217 nucleotides long. RefSeq lists its product as uncharacterized. The record is from RefSeq and is a predicted model, not a curated record. Bases 596 to 964 code for a protein of 122 amino acids. The transcript has 2 exons. Lineage: Eukaryota; Metazoa; Mollusca; Gastropoda; Lepetellida; Haliotidae. Gene Ontology annotation, molecular function: protein binding.